AUGCUCAUUGCAUUUGUCCUGGGGCUUUUCCUGAGCCUUGGCCGUGUCACUGGCUUGAACGUGAGGGGGGUGAAUCUCGACAUCUGGGAUGUAGAUGACUCGUGUAAGCCACAUCUAUCACUUCUGCGAAAAACUUUCGGUGAUGCCGCGAUCAUGUCAGCCAAAGCUUUAAAAGACCUCAAAUAUGUUCAGCAACCCCGCCCGCAACAAGACACCAAGCGAAGGGAAAGUCUUGAAUGGGGCCGCAUAGCAAGGGCCGUGAACACCAUGUUUGGCUUCAACCCAGAUGAACAAGGAACCAACUCGGAAAACAAGUUUAUGCAAAGAGUUCUUGAGGUUUACGAUAAGAUGAGUACAGCCCUACAUGGCGAUGAGAACAUACCAGCAGACGGUUUCACAAAGCUCCGCUCCAAAACACUAUUAAUUUGUGGCGAUAAACCAUGGAAAUGGUAUCGGGAAUAUGACAUUGAUCCAUAUGAUCCAAUGGGGCAACAACUGCAUAUUACUCAGCAUGAAGUAGUGGGUAAGGGGGGAGCCUGGGUAUAUAAACACAGAUAUCAUACAAACGGAAACCCUCACAGCAUUGGAAUCUGUCGUCCUGAGGUAUAUGCAGUCACCCAAGCCAAGUACGACAUGAUUACUUUCUGCGAUCUCUCUUUCACGGAAAGUACAAGAAAAGUAGUUUCACCAGUCGAUGGAAAGGACAAAGUGGUAGAGGGAGUGACAAAAUUGGAUGAUUUUGUGGGAAGUCUCUCUCGCAUCAUGGUUCAUGAACUCACUCAUUGGUAUGGGGCGAAAAGGAAUUUCGAUGACACCAUUACCGCACUUCCCGAUCAACAGGCAGUUUCGCCCAGCGGCGAGUUGGUUUUCCAGUACCGCGACCAGAACAAUAAACUAAGAGCCAUUUCAAGUUCUCAGAGACAAGGUGGAGUCCGGUAUGAGAAAGCGUUAGUGUACGGCUAUGUUAGGGCCGCAAGACUGGCUAUGAGGCACGAAGGUCAGUUUGCCAAAAAUUCAGGACCACAAAAGGCUACCGACACCGCAGAGGCAUACGCCUAUUUUGCCAUGAUGGCUUACCUGGAUAAUUUUGAUUGGUCUUCGAAUGGAAGGGCCCAGAGGAUAGAGUAG
Molecule: messenger RNA, 1128 nt
Organism: Trichoderma breve
Lineage: Eukaryota; Fungi; Ascomycota; Sordariomycetes; Hypocreales; Hypocreaceae
Exons: 5
Coding region: 1-1128 (375 amino acids)
Molecular function (GO): metallopeptidase activity
Source: RefSeq, a predicted model, not a curated record